This is a messenger RNA of Dicentrarchus labrax (European seabass), 1095 nucleotides long. RefSeq names its product myosin, light chain 12, genome duplicate 2 (gene myl12.2). The record is from RefSeq and is a predicted model, not a curated record. Gene Ontology annotation, molecular function: calcium ion binding. The coding region runs from base 178 to 696 and encodes 172 amino acids. The transcript is spliced from 4 exons. Gene Ontology annotation, cellular component: cytoplasm. Lineage: Eukaryota; Metazoa; Chordata; Actinopteri; Moronidae.
UAUUCCAGGCUGUUGGCUACUUCCGGCUCUGCUGUGAUUGGCCAGGUUGGGGAGAGAGGAAAUAAAACAUUGAUGGUUCUUCCUCAUCAGCCUGUGGAUGCUCUGCUAGCUGUGUGCUCAGCUGUUUGGCAGUAACGCUUCAUUCUCAAAGGAGAGGGGGACCUACCAACCGCAAACAUGUCAAGCAAAAGGGCCAAGGGAAAGAACACCAAGAAGCGUCCUCAGCGUGCCACCUCCAAUGUGUUCGCUAUGUUUGACCAGUCUCAAAUUCAGGAGUUCAAGGAGGCCUUCAACAUGAUUGACCAAAACAGAGAUGGUUUUAUUGACAAAGAAGACCUUCAUGACAUGCUGGCCUCAUUAGGUAAGAACCCCACAGAAGAGUACCUGGAGGCAAUGAUGAAUGAAGCACCAGGCCCAAUCAACUUCACAAUGUUUCUGACCAUGUUUGGAGAGAAGCUGAACGGCACUGAUCCCGAGGACGUGAUCCGUAACGCUUUUGCCUGCUUUGACGAAGAGGGCACUGGUAUGAUCCAGGAGGAGUACCUGCGGGAGCUGCUCACUACGAUGGGAGACAGGUUUACGGAUGAAGAAGUGGACGAGCUCUUCCGAGAGGCGCCCAUCGACAAGAAAGGCAACUUCAACUAUGUAGCAUUCACACGCAUACUAAAGCACGGCGCCAAAGACAAAGACGAUUAGCGACAGAGGCGACUCUGGAGAAGGUUUAUUCUGUACUUUACGUGUAUCUUUAAUGGGUCUCCACUUAGAACAGCUAUAUCCUGUUAUGUGGCUCAUGAUAAGCUUCACUGUGGUAAAGCUCACUGAAGGUCAUUUGUUUAAGCUGCUUGUUGGACCAUACCUGGACCCCCCCCUCUACCCCCCUCAACCCAACUCCUCAACCCUACAGUACUCUGAAAGCUCAUUUGCACAUCUGUGAAAACACCACUAAAUGGUCUGUAUAAGCUAGUAAAGAUGUAUGAAAAGACCCCCAUAGAUAAAGCUGGAAAUAAACUGCAACAAGGAGUCUGUUACUGCGACUGGUUUGGUUUUACUGAAUCAUUUGUAUUUUGUAGGAAAUUAAAGAGAUGAAAUCACCAA